GAACUAACAGGAAGGUGCAGAGGAAGAAAACACAACAAAACCCUCCGUUACAUUGCAUUGUUUCAGUCAAAGACCCAACGUUAAUGCUACAUUUUUAUUUGACAAAUCGGAGCUUUUUAAAUACUUUUUCGCUCCAAAAUGUCAGAUGAAAACUCAACUGUAGGUGAAACGCUUCACCGUGGAGAUGGAGAGACAAACCAGGGUCAGGGUAAACCAAAGCAGCAGGACAGUGGAGCUCUGGACGGGACUCCCUCCUCCAGGUUCCUGCGGGCUGAGCUGGAGCUCAACGCCCACCUCCGGCGGCUCUCCUUCAGCGAGCCGGUCCGGUACAUCUACAACCCGCUGGAGUACGCCUGGGAGACCCACCGCUGUUAUGUGGAGAAGUACUGUCAGCCCGGACAGAGGUUCCUGUUCCUGGGGAUGAAUCCUGGACCCUUCGGCAUGGCGCAGACUGGAGUCCCAUUCGGUGAAGUGAGGUCAGUUGUUGACUGGCUGAAGAUCACAGGGGAGGUUGGUCAUCCUGAUGACGAGCAUCCGAAGCGACGGAUCACGGGGCUCGCCUGCACUCAGAGCGAAGUGAGCGGUGCACGUUUUUGGGGCUUCUUCAAGAAAUUGUGUGGUGAACCGGAGCUGUUCUUCCAACACUGCUUUGUGCACAAUCUGUGCCCACUAAUCUUCAUGAGUGCCAGUGGGAAGAAUUUAACGCCCCCUGAGCUGCCUGCAGCUGAACGGGAGGCUCUGCUGGCCCUGUGUGACAUCGCACUGUGCCAGGUGGUGGAGGCACUCAACGUCUCCAUGGUGAUUGGCGUAGGAAAGGUGGCCGAGCAGCGGGCGCGGCGAGCUCUGUCUGCUGCAAGUAUCAACGUGCGAGUCGAGGGCAUCAUGCAUCCGUCGCCCAGGAACCCACAAGCCAACAAGGGCUGGGAGGAUGUAGCUAAAGCCAAACUGGCAGAACUUGGUGUUCUAUCUCUGCUGAACAACUCUUGAGCUAAUCAGCUUCCUCUGACACUCAUCAGUAGAAGUGUGCAGUUCACUCGCUCUGACAAUAGAUCAGGAUGUGUGGAGUUCCAGCAACAGACUCAGAGUAUCUUUAAUUUGACGGGUGGUUUGCUGAACUAUGGAAAAGUGCAUGCUCACAUUUUUCUUCACUGCUCAGUCUGUGUGUCUAAGCAAACGUUGCUUCCCUCAGUGACAAUAGCAGCAAAUAGCUCCAAGGAGAGUUUGUAAUACAUUAAUGCCUUAACAACUCUUACCACAAAUGCUGGAAACACACCUGUUCUACAAAUGCAUGUUUACUUUUACUGCAAAGAUCUGUUUGUUCAUUUCAGGAUGGUGUUUUCUGUACAGAUCCAGCAUGGCACUGGAUUAUGAACCUAAAAAUAUUUCUACACUAAUGUAGCUAUAAGAUGCUGUGGAUGUGUGUGUAAGUCUUUAUCCCAAAUGUAAGCUCAGGGUCUAAGUGAGUGUUCAGUUUUGUGUUGUGUUUCAGUAAGCCCACUAAUCCAGUAUAUUGGAAACAAAAAACUACUGUUAUUGUUACUAUGUCCAGCCUGGCCCGGUACUUAUCAGUGAAUUAAUAUGUGAAAAUGAAACCAAAAUUUAAAUGUAUUAACACAACAAAUAUUCACAAUAUUAAAUAGGUAUAGAAAAUACUUUGAUAAAGAUGGCCUCCAAAUAUGGCAGAAUUUCAUGGGAAGCAAUCAUUACCCUUUGAUAGGGUACUUUUAGAAAAUUAAGGAAUUAAUUUGCCAAUCCAAUGUCUUUGGCACAAGUUAAAUUACAAUUCUGUGAAUAAAAUGACAACAGGUAAAACAGGUUGAUUUUAAAACUCAGUUCAACUUAGUUUGUAGCAUAAACUUUACAGACAUGCUGCAACUUGUGACUGGUGACAUUACAGAGUUCAGAAAUAAUACAGGAAAAUACAGCACUGUAAAAAUAGUAAUCUGGUCCAUGUGUUGUAUGUGCCAGAUUAGUACACAAGACUAUUCUUUUAUAUGGUUUCUUUUUUUAAACGGUCUUCUUUGUCAUUUAUUUGGUCAUGUAUUUUAUGAGUUUACAUGCUGAUUAUGCCAUGCUAUUUAGUUUUUUUUUUUUUUUUUUUUUUUACUAGUUUUAUGGAUGUAUAAACUCAAUGCCCUUUAAACUAGAAGUUACUUGUUUAAAUAAACUUUGAAUUCUGAAAUCUGGACAAAUAUGCUUCCUCUGGUGUUCCAAAAAUGAAGGUUGACUGACAACUAAGGCUAAUACUUUGCAUGUGUUUAAAGCCUGCUAAAUAUUACCAUAUUAAUAUGUUUAGAAAGUCUUAACCCUCGUGUCGUCCUGCGGGUCAAAAUUGACCCGUUUAAAAGUUUAAAAA
This is a messenger RNA of Amphiprion ocellaris (clown anemonefish), 2356 nucleotides long. RefSeq names its product single-strand-selective monofunctional uracil-DNA glycosylase 1 (gene smug1). The record is from RefSeq and is a predicted model, not a curated record. The coding region runs from base 139 to 987 and encodes 282 amino acids. Gene Ontology annotation, biological process: base-excision repair. Gene Ontology annotation, molecular function: oxidized pyrimidine nucleobase lesion DNA N-glycosylase activity; single-strand selective uracil DNA N-glycosylase activity. Lineage: Eukaryota; Metazoa; Chordata; Actinopteri; Pomacentridae. The transcript has 2 exons.